AUGAGCUCUGUAAUAGAGUCUGUUAUAAAAGCUCUGUUAUAUAACACCAACUCUGAUAUAAGUUUUGAAUUUAUUCUUAACCAACACUGGUGGUACAGCAAAGGCGACGUCGAAAAGCUGAAACCCAUACGAUCUGCCACAAAUAGACUCUCCAACGCUGCAGACUCUCCAACACUGCAGACUCUCCAACGCUGCAGACUCUCCAACGCUGCAGACUCUCCAACGCUGCAGACUCUCCAACGCUGCAGACUCUCCAACGCUGCAGACUCUCCAACGCUGCAGACUCUCCAACGCUGCAGACUCUCCAACGCUGCAGACUCUCCAACGCUGCAGACUCUCCAACACUGCAGACUCUCCAACGCUGCAGACUCUCCAACGCUGCAGACUCUCCAACGCUGCAGACUCUCCAACGCUGCAGACUCUCCAACGCUGCAGACUCUCCAACACUGCAGACUCUCCAACGCUGCAGACUCUCCAACGCUGCAGACCCUUCAACGCUGCAGACUCUUCAACCCUGCAGACUCUUCAACGCUGUACUCUCCAACGCUGCAGACUCUCCAACGCUGCAGACUCUCCAACGCUGCAGACUCUCCAACGCUGCAGACUCUCCAACGCUGCAGACUCUCCAACGCUGCAGACUCUCCAACGCUGCAGACUCUCCAACACUGCAGACUCUCCAACGCUGCAGACUCUCCAACGCUGCAGACCCUUCAACGCUGCAGACUCUUCAACCCUGCAGACUCUUCAACGCUGCAGACUCUUCAACGCUGCAGACUCUCCAACGCUGCAGACCCUUCAACGCUGCAGACUCUCCAACGCUGCAGACUCUCCAACGCUGCAGACUCUCCAACGCUGCAGACUCUCCAACGCUGCAGACUCUCCAACACUGCAGACUCUGCAACGCUGCUGACUCUCCAACGCUGCAGACUCUCUAACGCUGCAGACUCUCUAACGCUGCAGACUCUCCAACGCUGCAGACUCUCCAACGCUGCAGACUCUCCAACGCUGCAGACGCUCCAACGCUGCAGACUCUUCAACGCUGCAGACUCUCCAACGCUGCAGACUCCCCAACGCUGCAGACUCUUCAACGCUGCAGACUCUUCAACGCUGCAGACUCUCCAACGUUGCAGACUCUCCAACGCUGCAGACUCUCCAACGCUGCAGACUCUUCAAUGCUGCAGACUCUCCAACGCUGCAGACUCUCCAACGUUGAAGACUCUUCAACGCUGCAGACUCUUCAACGCUGCAGACUCUUCAAUGCUGCAGACUCUCCAACGCUGCAGACUCUCCAAUGCUGCAGACUCUCCAACGCUGCAGACUCUCCAACGUUGCAGACUCUCCAACGCUGCAGACUCUCCAACGCUGCAGACUCUUCAACGCUGCAGACUCUUCAACGCUGCAGACUCUCCAACGUUGCAGACUCUCCAACGCUGCAGACUCUCCAACGCUGCAGACUCUCCAACGCUACAGACUCUCCAACGCUGCAGACUCUCCAACGCUGCAGACUCUCCAACACUGCAGACUCUCCAACGCUGCAGACUCUCCAACGCUGCAGACUCUCCAACGCUGCAGACUCUCCAACGCUGCAGACUCUCCAACGCUGCAGACUCUCCAACGCUGCAGACUCUCCAACGCUGCAGACUCUCCAACUCUGCAGACUCUCCCAACGCUCCAGACUCUCCAACACUGCAGACUCUCCAACGCUGCAGACUCUCCAACGCUGCAGACUCUCCAACGCUGCAGACUCUCCAACGCUCCAGACUCUCCAACGCUGCAGACUCUCCAACGCUGCAGACUCUCCAACGCUGCAGACUCUCCAACGCUGCAGACUCUCCAACGCUGCAGACUCUCCAACACUGCAGACUCUCCCAACGCUCCAGACUCUCCAACACUGCAGACUCUCCCAACGCUCCAGACUCUCCAACGCUGCAGACUCUCCAACGCUGCAGACUCUCCCAACGCUCCAGACUCUCCAACGCUGCAGACUCUCCCAACGCUGCAGACUCUCCCAACGCUGCAGACUCUCCCAACGCUGCAGACUCUCCCAACGCUGCAGACUCUCCCACCGCUGCAGACUCUCCAACGCUGCAGACUCUCCCAACGCUGCAGACUCUCCCAACGCUGCAGACUCUCCCAACGCUGCAGACUCUCCCAACGCUGGACUCUCCCAACGCUGCAGACUCUCCAACGCUGCAGACUCUCCAACGCUGCAGACUCUCCAACGCUGCAGACUCUCCCAACGCUGCAGACUCUCCAACGCUGCAGACUCUCCCAACGCUCCAGACUCUCCCAACGCUGCAGACUCUCCAACGCUGCAGACUCUCCCAACGCUGCAGACUCUCCCAACGCUGCAGACUCUCCAACGCUGCAGACUCUCCAACGCUGCAGACUCUCCAACGCUGCAGACUCUCCCAACGCUCCAGACUCUCCCAACGCUGCAGACUCUCCAACGCUGCAGACUCUCCCAACGCUGCAGACUCUCCCAACGCUGCAGACUCUCCAAUGCUGCAGAGAUGA
Messenger RNA from Procambarus clarkii (red swamp crayfish), 2517 nucleotides. NCBI's taxonomy places the organism in Eukaryota, Metazoa, Arthropoda, Malacostraca, Decapoda, Cambaridae. The record is from RefSeq and is a predicted model, not a curated record.